Molecule: messenger RNA, 1802 nt
Organism: Musa acuminata AAA Group (dessert banana)
Lineage: Eukaryota; Viridiplantae; Streptophyta; Magnoliopsida; Zingiberales; Musaceae
Product: eukaryotic translation initiation factor 2 subunit gamma
Exons: 9
Coding region: 193-1587 (464 amino acids)
Biological process (GO): formation of translation preinitiation complex
Cellular component (GO): eukaryotic translation initiation factor 2 complex; cytosol
Molecular function (GO): GTPase activity; tRNA binding; GTP binding
Source: RefSeq, a predicted model, not a curated record
CGUUCUUUUUAUCUUCCGCAGCAGCUCCGCCUCGGCGUCCGUUAUCGCCGUCCCCUCCGCCUCUCUUGCUCUCCUCGGCUCCGAUACCCUCGCGAUCUUUCAAGAUCUUAGGGUUUCUGCUCGACCGUGCGCUGAUCCUUUCGCCGAUCCAGCUUUCAAGGACUCAACUGAGGUAUAUCGUCUACAUAAAAAAUGUCUCGUAAAGGAUUAAUGGAGCAAGACUUGAGUAAACUUGAUGUGACAAAACUUCACCCACUGUCGCCAGAAGUUAUCUCACGUCAGGCUACCAUUAACAUUGGUACCAUUGGUCAUGUGGCUCAUGGAAAGUCAACUGUUGUAAAAGCAAUAUCCGGUGUACAGACUGUUCGCUUCAAGAAUGAGUUGGAGCGCAAUAUCACCAUCAAGCUGGGAUAUGCCAAUGCAAAAAUAUAUAAAUGUGAAGAUGAUAGAUGCCCACGACCUAUGUGUUACAAGGCUUAUGGAAGUGGAAAAGAAGACAGUCCUCCAUGUGAUGUUCCAGGGUUUGAGAACACUAGGAUGAAACUUCUAAGACAUGUUUCUUUUGUGGAUUGCCCGGGCCAUGAUAUUCUUAUGGCUACUAUGCUUAAUGGUGCUGCAAUUAUGGAUGGAGCCUUACUUCUUAUAGCUGGAAAUGAGAGUUGCCCACAGCCUCAAACGUCUGAACAUCUGGCUGCUGUUGAAAUCAUGCGUCUGCAACAUAUUAUUAUUUUACAAAAUAAGAUCGAUCUAAUCCAGGAAAGUGCUGCAAUUAAUCAACAUGAAGCAAUCCAGAAGUUUAUUCAGGGUACUAUUGCUGAUGGAGCUCCUGUGGUGCCAAUAUCUGCUCAAUUGAAAUAUAAUAUUGACGUUGUCUGCGAGUAUCUUGUUAAGAAAAUCCCUAUUCCAGAGAGAAACUUUAUUUCACCUCCAAACAUGAUUGUCAUCCGUUCUUUUGAUGUGAACAAGCCCGGCUCUGAGGUUGAUGAGAUAAAAGGUGGUGUUGCAGGUGGAAGCAUCCUUAGGGGUGUUUUAAAGGUGAACCAGUUUAUUGAAGUUCGUCCUGGUAUCGUUGUUAAAGAUGAGAGUGGGAAUAUAAAGUGCACCCCUAUAUACUCGAGGAUUGUUUCACUAUAUGCUGAACAAAAUGAGCUUCAAUUUGCCGUGCCCGGGGGGCUCAUUGGUGUAGGCACUACAAUGGAUCCCACAUUAACUCGUGCUGAUAGGCUGGUAGGUCAGGUUCUUGGUGAAGUUGGUUCGCUGCCUGAUGUCUUUGUUGAGCUGGAGGUGAACUUUUUUCUCCUCCGGAGGCUUUUGGGUGUCAGGACAAAAGGGACAGAGAAACAAGGGAAGGUGUCUAAGCUGACGAAGGGCGAAAUCCUGAUGCUCAACAUAGGAUCUAUGUCCACGGGGGCUCGAGUCGUUGCUGUGAAGAAUGAUCUGGCGAAGCUGCAGCUUACUGCACCGGUGUGCACAAGCAAAGGGGAGAAGAUUGCCCUGAGCCGGCGUGUUGAGAAGCACUGGCGUCUUAUCGGCUGGGGCCAGAUUCAGGCUGGCGGAACCCUGGAAGUCCCACCCUGCCCCAUCUGAGACAACGCUGUGUGUGGAGAGGCCAUGUGGGAAGGCAGGGAACUUCUGGGGACUAUUUAUCUGAGAUGGAGGAGAAAACGUGUAUCUUCUAGUGAUGUUAAAACUCGAGACUUUCUUUUUUCAGUUCAUCUGCUUGGGGCUUUUUGAGGUGAAGGUAUGAUGUUGGAAAAUAUGUGACAUUUAUUCUAAUAAGAAUAUUAGUUUUACAUCUAAAA